Messenger RNA from Lottia gigantea (owl limpet), 1773 nucleotides. RefSeq lists its product as hypothetical. The transcript has 7 exons. The record is from RefSeq and is a predicted model, not a curated record. Bases 1 to 1773 code for a protein of 590 amino acids. Lineage: Eukaryota; Metazoa; Mollusca; Gastropoda; Lottiidae.
AUGAGUGCCAGAUCAGCUGGACCGAGGUGUAUGCAUAUUGACAGCUAUGCUAGAUUUGAUAUGUAUGUAAGCGAUGCUUCAACACGCAAACAACGAUCUCCAUUUAGACACAGCUUUCCAGAGCCAAAUCUGUUCCGUAAAAGGCAUCAGAAUAACAGAAGAUCAGAUCAGAUUUACAAGCAAGAAGAAUAUGGACGAGAUAUAAAUUCAGCACCCAAUAAAACCCAACAAACCGAACCGUUACCUCAGCUCAAUAACAUAGUUACCCAGAACAAUGACCAUAUCUCUAAUAAUCAACAAUAUAGUAAUAAUUAUGCUGGAAUUACAACCAAGGAAAGAGAUAAUAGACAGGGAAGAUUUGCUACAACAUGGGCAGAUACGAGAGUGAUUCAAAAUAUUACGAGGAAUGGAGAUUCUUCAAAAAGUAUUGUGAAACCCUCACAGAAACAGCAAGCAUUUACACCAAGUACAUCAAACCAAAAUGAUAAAUUUAAAUCACGUAAGACACAAUCUCCAAUAAGGAAACCUGAUAACGAAGAAAAGGACACGUUCAAACUUACCGGAACCAAUGAUAACGUGCAGAAUGACCCACAGGAUGAAAAAGAAAAAAGAAACACUGAAACUGAAGACCAUAAAUUGCUACGGUUAGCUUUAGAACUGGAACGAGCACAGAAACCCAUGUCACCCAGAGAAAGGUGGAAAGAAAAUUACCAAAGUAAUCGUGUUCUAUUUGAAGAGGUACCUAUUUACGACCACCAACCUUUCAAACCAGAUAUUAACACCUCAGAGGAGGUUUUCGUGGUUUAUACAGGAAUUACUAGAAAAGACUUGAGGAAGAAUCGACAGUCAGAAAGACCGGAAACUGAAGCCUCUGGAAGGGCAGAUAACUCUCGCAUUAGUUCCGAUAUUUCGUCACCACUGGUGGUUUCUCCACGACAAAAAAAGGAAUACAUCUUAUCUAAGAGAGAGACAUAUAAUUAUUUGAAUAUACAUGCAGCCUAUAAUAAUGAUAAUACUCACAAAAGACGAAGAAAUCAAGUUCUGAACAAAAUGACUAAAGCUCAAUUGGAGCUUAUAAAAGAACACAACGAGCUUGUGAAGAAACGAGAGAAACAAAGAGAAGAAUCAAAACGAAGACAACAAAAACAGUUAGCCUAUGUUCGCAAGAAAUUUGAGCGGGAACAAUGUCGUCGUUUCCGGACGCAAUAUGUAACACAUCGGAUUGUUGAACAUGAGGUCAUGAAUCGUGACGACUAUGGAUUACCAGAAAAACUUGGUGAAGAUGGUGACAUAAAAGUGAAUUCUAGUGCCAAACAUAAACGUAAACAAUUAAAACCCAUUGAUAAAAUCAGUGAAAAGGAAUUACGUAAACGAAAUGAAAAGAAAUAUGAAAAAAUGUUUAAUCGACCAUCGAUACUGGAAAAGGUACCGGCAAUGGAAGGAAUUGAUACAGUUGUGAUUAUUGAGAAAAACAAAGACGGCAAAAUGGUUGAAAAAAAGAAAAUGGUAUCUGAUGUUAUCAAAGAAGCCCAAGACUACCUGGACGACAAUUCCACAGAGUCAGCACCGGGAAAGGAAAUUUCGAAAGUCACGAAGGGAAAAGGAAAGAAGAAGCCAAUUGUAACAUCCACUGUAGAGGAUGACGAUGAUGACCUCAAUAAAAGUUUAGACUCUAUAGAUCUAGAUGAUGAUGAUAGUGAUAUAUUUGAAAGAGCUAGAAAGAAAUAUGGAUUAGAUGUAGACAGUUCUAUUGAUACUAAGAGUCGAUUUUGA